ACAAACAUUAAACAAUUCAUUUCUGAGAAUCAUACAUGUCACAAAAUGUGAUUGGAUAAAAGAAAGGCCUGUUUUUGAUUGGCUAGUAAUGUGCUUCUCUUUACAUACAUUAUGAAUCUGCCCAUCACAAACAGGAGGAUCUGAUUAGUUGGAGGAGGUGUAAAACUGAGAGUAGAGCUCCUCCCUGAAAAACUUUCAUAUAUAUUUUCAAGUGAGAAAAUUAUAACUCACUUUGUAAUCCUCCAGCAAAAUGUUCCUCUUCACUUUGGUGCUUGGGGUGCUGUUUCUACCAGAAGCUGACAGCCUGAAAUGUACAUGUGAAGGAAACCGCUAUGGAGUUUGCUCCACUGACACAACUCAAUGUCCCUCACAGAACUAUAGUUGUUCAGCAGCAACAGAAGUCACAUCUCUUGAUGAUAAGGUUACUGAGCUCAACUCCAAAGGUUGCAUUGAGUCUGAACUGUGUCUUGACUACUCUGUCAGCAAUGGAGUUUACAGAGUUUUACAAAAGACCAGCUGCUGCAGUGGAGAUCUCUGCAACGCCAACAUUACCUACCCAAAACCUGACUACACUCCAAACGGAAAAAAGUGCUUCAGCUGUGCAGGGGAUGAAAACUGCAUGAAAACCCUUAACUGUGUGGGGGAUGAAAGUCACUGCUUCACAGUAACAGGAAAUGCACAAGGAGUAACCAUGAUGAUGAAGGGAUGUGCCUCUGACAAGGAGUGCUCAGAUAAGUCAACUUCAGUGUCCUCUGGACUGUUACCUGGAUCAGAGGUUAGCUGCUGCCAGGGCAACUACUGCAACAGCGCCAGUACUCCCAGUCCCGCCCUGCUGCUCCUGUUGGUGCCUUUGUUGUUUUCUAACUUAUUUUCUUAGCUCAUAGAAACUACUGAAUUUCUGCCAUGUUUUAUUUUUAAUCACAAUUUAUUUGAUAAAUCUGUUCUUUUUAUUUGAAUCUGUCAACAACAUAAUCAAUGUUGUUGAUUCUGGGCUCUGAAAGUUAUAAGCUUUCAAAGCCCAAGAUUGUUAGCUAAGCAACUUCUUUUCUUUUUUUUUUUUUGUAAAUAUGUUUAUGCAUUUUUUGUUUAAUAACAACAACAACAAAACACAAAACAAACCAAAAGCUCAGCAGUGCAGUCCAGAGACAAAAGGAACUAAGCAACAUUUUAGAAUCAACAACAUCCUCUAUACUUUGUUGUUCUUUACAAAAAAAAAUCUUCCUCAAUAAACUAUUUUUUAAAUUCUGGGUCCAGUACCUGUCUGAUUCUAAAUGUUUAGUUUUGAAAAAACAAAAUGACUUGGUGUUAUAGAUGUGAAAUAAAAUUUUAUUUUCUUUGUUUUAACAUUAAACCUUUUCUUUUUGAAUCAAAGAAAAAUUAAAACCUUUCAGAGCCCAAGAUUGUAGAGUUUGACUGGAAAUUAACCUACAUGAAUGUAAAAUUCAACCUGAAGAAACUCAUACAGAGAAAGUUCUUUCUUUCUUAGCUGAUAGAAAUAAUUUCAUUGCUACCCAGAUUUCUCUUUAUGCAUAAUUCAUUUAAUUAAUCUGUUCUUGCUGAAUAAAUGCAUUAAAAAAUUA
Gambusia affinis (western mosquitofish) is the source of this 1580-nucleotide messenger RNA. Its product is annotated as urokinase plasminogen activator surface receptor-like. The transcript has 5 exons. NCBI's taxonomy places the organism in Eukaryota, Metazoa, Chordata, Actinopteri, Cyprinodontiformes, Poeciliidae. The record is from RefSeq and is a predicted model, not a curated record. The coding region runs from base 251 to 877 and encodes 208 amino acids.